AUCAGAGGGCGUGCAUGUAGCGAAGGUGAAAGGUUAGUGAAAGUCGUGUGGGUAGUACACAAAUCAUCAGUAGUCGUACACUAUCAUCUGUGCGAGUUUGGGUGUAUCUUGCGAUAUUUAUUUUCAUUAUAUCUCAGUGAAAGUUACUUUUCAGAGGAUACGUCUUUUGAGAAAGGAGACGCAUUUUCCAUUCGUGUGUGUCUAGAAGGGGGCGUUCACAGAAAGUCGUGUUUGUCAACUGACACUGGCAAGCAUCGCAUGAUACUUUUCAGCAGGAAGGAUGAAUUAAAAUUUGAAGUAUAAAAUGGCCACCAUCUGAUACUCGGGCUUUUGCAUCACAACAAACCCACAGAGUACGCAGGACAUGAGUGGACGACCAAAUUCAGGGCAAGGUGCAGCCUCAGGAGGGGAUGGUCAGGCAGGCAAAAGCAGCCGCAACAAGCAGGCCAAACUGGUUCUGUUAGGUGACCAGGGUGUGGGCAAGUCAUCCAUAGCACUACGCUUUGUGCGAGGGGAGUUUCAUGAAAAUCAUGAAGCUACUAUUGGAGCUGCCUUCCUGACACAGACAGUGAAUGUGGGCCAGGGCUCCAUAAAGCUUGAUAUUUGGGAUACAGCUGGACAAGAAAGGUACCACAGUCUGGCACCCAUGUACUAUCGAGGAGCUGCUGCUGCUGUUGUAGUUUAUGACAUCAACAAUGCUAACACGUUUACAAGAGCGCUUGCUUGGGUGAAGGAAUUGAGGCAACAGACCACCAACUCUGUUCUCAUUGUGCUGGCUGGAAACAAGGCUGACCUUGCUUCAGAACACCGUGCUGUGCCUGUUGAGGAAGGACGCAGUUUUGCAGAAGAAAAUGGGUUGGUAUUUGCAGAGGUAUCAGCUAAAACUGGUAUGGCAGUACAAGAAGUUUUCAUGACUAUAGCUCACAAGCUGUCACGGAAAGCAGAGGAUGGAGUAGCUGAAGGAACGCAGAAAGACAGGGUCAGACUGAGUGGCAGAGAUGAGGAAGGUUCAUCCUGCAGAUGCUGACUGCCCCAGUCAUUGAAUAUAGAUUGAGAAAUGGUAGAGUGGGCUUUACCUACUUGAUGAGCAUUUCAAACAAGGCCAGAAUUAUCAGUGACAGCAUCGCUUGUAAAGUAUAUUUAUGUACAAACAUGUCUUGUGUACUGUAUUAUGCAAUAAUCUGUUGCUUUCCAAAGAGUUUACAAAGACUGGUUGGCAAUUGCAGCCAUAUUUGGUUUUGUAAAAAUUAAAAAACAAAGAACUGGAAUGUAUCUGUCGUGGUGCAAAAUCAAGAAUUUAAAAUAAGAACUUUCAUAUGGCAUUGAUGAGGAGUUGAGAUGGGCAAAAUGAUUCACUAACCAGACCAUGGCAAGUUUUCAUCCUACCCAGCCCAGUGAAACCUGUUCACUCUGGUUGCCUCACUCUGCCUGUGCCAUGGAAUAUCAUUUUACAGAAAUGAGCAUGCAUUUCAUCCUUUUCAUAAUUUCUUUUAGAAAUGUAAACCAUAAUCUUCCUUGGAGGAAAUAUGUUCCCUUCCCUUGUUCCCACAUGUGAUGUGUAGAAAACUUUUAGAGAGCACAUCUGUUGACACCUAAACAUCAAGUUUAGUAGGGUCUGCAGGUUCUGUGAUCAGCCAGGAACUAAUGUAAUAUUUUAUGUUCAUCUGUUUGUCUGUUUCAUUAGUGAACUACUUUUCACUGCAUGGUAGUUUUCUUAGGAGAAUUUAGGAUAGUUUUCAGUGAUUGCACAAAGAAAUUACUAAAUCUUUGCUUGUGCCAAAGUGUUUGAGGCGAAAAAUAGCAAACUUAAUGGUUUUUUUUAAAUUUUGUUCUGUCAAAUUCUGAGUGUGGGAUGGAUGUUUUGACCAUCUCUAAUAGUUAACAACAGUUUGUCACAGAACCUGCCCUUUGUGUCCUAAUUUGCCUGCAAAAACUACAGGAGCAGAAGGCAGACCUCUUACUUGUCUUCCAGGCAUGAGCUGACAUGGCAUUAUUACCUGUGAUGUAUGUGGGAGAAUUGUUUUCAUGAAUGGACCAAGAAAUAAGGACAUAUUGUUUUUGAAAAACACAGCGAAUCGAGAAUUAUUGUUCUCAGGAAGUGUUUUGAUAGGUGCAAGAAAGAAUGGCUGAUGGUUUUGAAUAUGUAUCACACAAUGUUUUAAGUAGUAGCUCUUCUUUCCAGGAAACACACUUCCUUUGGACAUCAACAGCAUAAAGCAGAAUAACAAAUUUCUCUUGGUCACUGUCUUGACUUUUGUAGUUAACAGAACUAUUUAUCUGAACAGCUGCCUCUUUGUAUAGUUAAAUGGCUAUUUUAGUAGGAAAUAUGAAACAAGAAAUAAUAACAAUACUAAAAUACACAAAUAUAAAUGAGUUAGUACAAAAUUGUGGCAGUAAUAUUGUAAAAAUGUACCGGGCUUUGCCCCAAUCUUUGAAAUUUUUUUCCCAAAACUAGGAAAAAUACAUUGGACUUUUUUUUAAAGAAAAAAGCAAGUUAUUUUUCCCAUGGAUAGAUCACCAUCAGUCCAUGCUAAUGAAAUUUGUGUGAGGCAUAUUGUUGUCGUGUAUUUUUCAUUCAAAAAGCCUAAUUAUUACAAUAGACUGUACUAUACUUUCUGUGCUCACGCUGUGGUAACAAAAAGUACAAUGCUCAUUUUGAGGAAGAAAGGCAUUUGGAUCCCUUUAAAGACUGUAGAUAUACUCAGUAUGUUAUGUAUAUUUUAGCAGAUGUAGUAGGGCACAGAUGGUAGUAUCCCAAAGAUAUUAAAUGUGAACAUUUCUUUUAGGACAUCUCCAGAAGCUGUCCGUUUUCUUUUCUUCAAACGUAAGCAAAAUACCUGUCUGAAAGCAUUGAUGCUUAUGUAUUUUAAUAUUUAUUUUUCUGAGAAAACCAUAUUGAAAGGUUUUGCAGUGACAAAUUUUUUUCAAAUUUUUCAAUUUUACAUUAAAAUGUCUGUAUUUUUCGUUCAUAAACUUUUGUGACAUGA
Messenger RNA from Pomacea canaliculata, 2987 nucleotides. RefSeq names its product ras-related protein Rab-5C-like. NCBI's taxonomy places the organism in Eukaryota, Metazoa, Mollusca, Gastropoda, Architaenioglossa, Ampullariidae. Gene Ontology annotation, molecular function: GTPase activity; GTP binding. The coding region runs from base 365 to 1027 and encodes 220 amino acids. The record is from RefSeq and is a predicted model, not a curated record. The transcript is spliced from 6 exons.